CUUGCUAACCCUACCUCUCCCCCUCCAUAUAAGCCAUCCAUACAUCCGGUUCCCUGUUACCAUCUCCUUCCCCUUGUUUUUCUUGCUUGUCGCUACACUUCCGUUACUUUGAGGAGCUGAGCUAAUCAGGCAAAGGAUAUUUCCAAGAUCUUAGGUUUGGCGAGGAAGAAUGCAUCCCAGCGGCGGGCCUCUGUCGGUUCCACCAGGCUUCCGCUUCCAUCCGACCGACGAGGAGCUCCUCUACUACUACCUGAGGAAGAAGGUUGCUUAUGAGCCCAUAGAUCUUGAUGUCAUAAGGGAGAUUGAUCUCAAUAAGCUUGAGCCCUGGGAUCUCAAAGAUAGGUGCAGAAUAGGCACGGGGCCUCAGAAUGAGUGGUAUUUCUUUAGCCACAAGGACAAGAAGUACCCAACAGGGACAAGGACGAACCGUGCCACGACGGCGGGGUUCUGGAAAGCGACGGGGCGGGACAAGGCCAUCUUCCUCGACAACGCCCGGAGGAUUGGCUUGAGGAAGACCCUAGUAUUCUACGUCGGGAGGGCUCCCCACGGCAAGAAGACUGACUGGAUCAUGCACGAGUACCGCCUGGACGAAGAUAACGUUGAGAUCCAAGAGGAUGGAUGGGUGGUGUGUAGGGUUUUCAAGAAGAAGAACUACCAGCGUGGCCUCAAGCUGUCAGAGAUGGCAGAGGUGGACGACGACGAGCUUACCCCCUUCCCGGUUCCAGUUCCGGUACCUAGUACCAUGCCAACUGACCAUAAGCACAACCCCCACCUCAUGCACUACGAUUUCCCUUCCUUCGACCCCUCCAUGCAGCUCCCACAGCUCAUGAGGGCCGACCAGCCCGUCCCAGCCCUCCUCCGCAGCCAGCCCGGCGUAGCCAUGGCCAUGAGCUCACUCGACAUGGAGUGCUCGCAGAACCUGAUGAAGCUCACAUCGAACGGCAGCAACGGGAUGCUCCAUGGCGGUGGAGGUGGCACUGACCGCUUUGCUGGCUCGACGGAUUGGUCGAUCCUGGACAAGCUCCUCACGUCACACCAGAACCUGGAUCAGUUCUUCCAGGGCAAGGUCACCGCAGCAUCUGCCACCCCGAUGGCGCCAUACCAUCAGCAGCUCAUGGAACUCGGCGGCACGUCGUCCUUGCAGAGGCUCCCGCUGCAGUACCUCGGAGGCGAAGCAGCCAACCUCCUAAGGCUCCCCAAGUAGAUGGAACUCAAGUUUAGCUGCCAUCUUGAGCAGUGAGCAGCUCAGGUUUUUGGUUAAAUAGACUGUUUAAGUCGGUCUACCAUGGCAUGGAUUUUAAUGCUUCUAAAUGUAUAUACAGUGCAU
This is a messenger RNA of Phragmites australis (common reed), 1327 nucleotides long. RefSeq names its product NAC domain-containing protein 76-like. The record is from RefSeq and is a predicted model, not a curated record. NCBI's taxonomy places the organism in Eukaryota, Viridiplantae, Streptophyta, Magnoliopsida, Poales, Poaceae. The transcript has 4 exons. Gene Ontology annotation, biological process: regulation of DNA-templated transcription. Bases 170 to 1204 code for a protein of 344 amino acids. Gene Ontology annotation, molecular function: DNA binding.